This is a messenger RNA of Monosiga brevicollis MX1, 1353 nucleotides long. RefSeq lists its product as uncharacterized. Bases 1 to 1353 code for a protein of 450 amino acids. Gene Ontology annotation, molecular function: protein binding. NCBI's taxonomy places the organism in Eukaryota, Choanoflagellata, Craspedida, Salpingoecidae. The record is from RefSeq and is a predicted model, not a curated record. The transcript is spliced from 9 exons.
AUGCGAAAUGGCGGCGAAGAUGGAACCUUUUUAGUGUAUGAGAAGGAUGACUCGUCACCGCAAGAGCGAAAAUUCGUUUUGUGUGUAACAUACAAGGGCAAGCCCACACAUCACUUGAUCAAGAAAAGCGGCGAGAACUGGACCUUGAACGGCAAAGUUUUUGGUGAUCCAACUUCUCUUGUCAAGUGCUCUGAGCCGUUCUUCUCAUUGCGAGUAUUGAUAGCAACAAUGCAGAAAUUUGCUGAGGAAAAUCUUGGCGGAGACGUGAAUGGCGCGUGGUUCCUUCGCCGGAAGAUGAAUGAAGAGAAAACAGAGUUUGUCAUCGUCCUUGGAUUCAACGGCAAGGUGACACACCACCUGGUGGUACCAGACGAGUCUGGUUUUUUGGUUGUGAACAAGAAACACAAUUCUGGCAAGAAGGACAUUGUGGCGCUAAUCCAAGCUUUGAAAGAGAAGCCAAGCUAUUGGCCUGCAGACUUGCUCCAUGUCAUCAACCGCAUCGGCAAAGCUCGGUACUUAAAUUGCCUGCUGCCAUGUCCCGUUCUGGAUCAGUCCGCUCGCGCUCUGGAUCAGUCCGAUCUCGUGCUGGAUCUGUUCGAUCCCGAUCAGGCUCUGUCUCUUCCAAUCGCUCUGUUGCGACGAUUGAUACAGUUGUCAGUGAGCAAGGCGCCAGCGGGCCUCUGCCUGCUGCUGGAUGUCACAGAAGUCAAAAGCUCAAAGGUGCCACAGUCUGACCCCGUGGCUAUCCAGCAGCAGCCUAAAGGUGCAAAAGAAGGAAAGGCUGUGCAGGAAGAGCUUGAAUCAAGCACGGCGACAUUGAUGGCCGACUCUGUGCAAACUGCUUUGCCACCGUACAAAGAAGAGGACUCAGAGUCCGUGCAUACGACUGUGACAACCAUGGAUCGACCACCACUUCCAUCACAUGAUCAGGUUCGCAGUGUUGACGCUUACAAGCACAACACCUCAGCCAUUCUUGACAGAAGUGACACAGUCUCUAUUCAGACGACGGUUACAAGUGUUGAGCAGCUUGAGGCUGCCCCAGCAACAGGUGGCCAGCCUGCCUUUCAACUGCCUGUUGAUGAUCAUGAAAGCCUGGUGUGGUUCUUGCAAACCCAUCCCAAGCGUCGCCUUACCUUGACUCGUGACAACGUCACUCAAUCGUGGGGAAUGGAGAUAAAUUCACGGUCGCCUCCAUUAGUAAAAUCUGUUGCGCCACACGGCGUUGCCGCCUCUGCUGGAUUGCAACCGGGCGAUUGCAUUGCAUACAUCAACAACCAAGAUAUGACUCGAUGUGACAUUAGCUACGUGCUUCCCACCAUGAGAAGUGCCAGUACGUACCACCUUGUUGCAUGA